AUGCGCGUCCUCGCUGUCAUCAACUUUUGCCUCGCGACCGGUGCAGUAGGCCAACUUCAAUGCGAUGCCGGGGCCAACUACUGCGGCUGGUACUUGGCCAGUAACCUCGGAUGGCCGGGCAUCCCUGACACCAUGGGCAUCUGGGCUUGCAAUAGCGACCGCUACUCGGCAGCUUAUGUCGAACACUGCGCCUUCAACUGCACCGGACCGACGGCAGCAUGUAUCCUGCCAGCGAGUGUCGGAACCACGUCGUCCUCCUCCUCGUCCUCUUCUUCCACCACCUCCACGUGGCUGUCGUCCUCCACAACGAAGCCUGGAACGACGACUGAGGACACUGAUUUCCCGAAGCUUCACUGGGGCCGUCCUGGUAAUUAG
This is a messenger RNA of Aspergillus pseudoviridinutans, 375 nucleotides long. RefSeq lists its product as uncharacterized. The coding region runs from base 1 to 375 and encodes 124 amino acids. NCBI's taxonomy places the organism in Eukaryota, Fungi, Ascomycota, Eurotiomycetes, Eurotiales, Aspergillaceae. The transcript is spliced from 2 exons. The record is from RefSeq and is a predicted model, not a curated record.